AUGUACAUUUAUUUAUGGCCACCAAAUUUCGACCUAGCUUCAAAACCACCCGUUCUUGCUCCUCUUCAAUGGAAGAGACGCCCUAGGCCCUAGCCAAAGCAACAAGAAGCAUCAUCUCUUGAUUUUUUUCAACCUCCACGCCAAUCUCGUGCUUCUUUAUCUCCCUGUUUCUCUCUACCUCCCACCGAGAACCCUAAAAACAAGAAAAGAAAAGGCUUAUAUUCCUUUAUACUAGAGUAGAUAGAGUGAGCCAAAACCUAGCUAUGGCUGCCUGUGGAAGUCUCCAACACAUCUUUGAAAAACCAUUACCAGAAAACCCUACACUGCUUGAAUCCCUCUCAUCACGGAACCAAAUCAAGCCUGUAAAACCGAUGGAGCAAUCCUCCUUCACUGAAAUAUUCGAUUUGAACCCGGAAGCCGGAGCAAGUAGACUCAACAAGAAUGACAGCUUGGAGGGCAAAAAGAGCAAAUCAAUAUUGGACUGUGUCUCGAGAAUCACCCCGAAGAAUCAUCAGUACACAGGUUGUCACCAGAAUGGUCAUAACUUUUCUAGAAUGAAUUAUGAGAGCUUGCAACUAUGCACCGAGGGGCUUGGUUUUGAAAGUUCUGAUGAUGUUGAAUACUCGAAGAAUGAUAUAAAUGAAGACUGGCGAUACCAGGAGGAGAAAGUAAGAAUCACAAGGCAUGCAGCAUCAGAUGAUCUCAGCAGACCAAGAUCAGGUAGACGGACAUUUCCUCCGCCGAUUUCCUGUAUUGGAAGGGGUGGAAAGCCUCGGGCUAUCUUCAAGUCUUAUAGGCAUGACGGUAGGUUCGUUCUUAAAGAAGUGAGGCUGCCCACCUUCAAGUUUUUGCAUGCAUGUAGAGAGGACGGGAGAUUGACGCUGCAGUUUGUUCAUCCGAAUGAUGAAACCAUUGAUGAAGCAGAAGAUGAGGUGGAAGUUGAAGAGGACUAUGAACAUGAUGCGCGAGAAGAAUCUGAUGACGAAAAAGGCAACGAUGAUGAUGAUGGAUGAAAAAAAUAAAAGUUGAAAGAAGCAGACAUGAAGCCAAGGACAGUUUAGGUAGGAACACUUUUGCUUGCCAGUAAAAAUAAAAAAUUCAGCUUCUGCUUUUGUGGUCCAGCUACAAACCAGUAGAGAAAAGAGGAGACAAUAACUUGAGAAUCUAUACUAAAAUUCCCUUUUCUGCUCCCUUUCAGAUCAUUUCAAGGAUGGAAAUCCCCCUCCUUUUCACUGUUGUGAGUAUUUUGUUGUACAUCAUCAACCAUCAUCGCAAUAUUGUUUAAUAUUAUAUAAUAAAAAUUACUUUUUAAAA
This is a messenger RNA of Populus nigra (black poplar), 1314 nucleotides long. RefSeq lists its product as uncharacterized. Bases 264 to 1013 code for a protein of 249 amino acids. NCBI's taxonomy places the organism in Eukaryota, Viridiplantae, Streptophyta, Magnoliopsida, Malpighiales, Salicaceae. The transcript is spliced from 2 exons. The record is from RefSeq and is a predicted model, not a curated record.